Arctia plantaginis is the source of this 627-nucleotide messenger RNA. NCBI's taxonomy places the organism in Eukaryota, Metazoa, Arthropoda, Insecta, Lepidoptera, Erebidae. The record is from the annotation of a GenBank genome assembly.
AUGAAAACUGAAAGCCAAACGUAUUUAAUGGAUCAAAUGCGGCUCAAACAUAAUAACCGAACAAUCAUUCUGUCACAUGUCGACGAAGAGAACUCGGAAGGGUUCAAGAUAAAGUUGCGGGCGUUGUUAGUCGCGCUGCUCGGAGUGUCGAUGUCGGCGUGUGCGUGUGCCUCGCAGCCGGUUGAACUCGAGUUAGAUGAUGACGACGUCGCGCAGAAGCUCAACAACGUGUGCUUCGCUAGACGAAUAACAAAACCGACUAUUCGCCUUGUGAUGGGCUAUGGCAAACUUAGUGUUUUCGUCACCGCAGCGACAUCUUUGCUGUUACUAAUGGCUGUGAUGUCUAAGCGAGCGUGGUGGCGUCGAGGCGCUCGUUGGCUGGCAGCCCCAGCGUUGUUGGUAGCAGCACUGGAGGCAGCUUCAGACAUGAGCGAUGCAAUGCUCGCCGCUGCUCUGCGUGGAACCGCCGAACCGGCCCGCGUAGCCGUGCAAACAAUAGCAGCCGCUCUUCUCAUCACGGUGGAAGUAUUAGUCUGGUACUUUAUAGCUAAAUUCUUCGAGUACAACCCACCGCCGUUACAAGAAGAAAGAGAAAAAGAAAAUCUAAUGAGAACACUUCCAGAAUAA